Molecule: messenger RNA, 588 nt
Organism: Colletotrichum orchidophilum
Lineage: Eukaryota; Fungi; Ascomycota; Sordariomycetes; Glomerellales; Glomerellaceae
Exons: 1
Coding region: 1-588 (195 amino acids)
Source: RefSeq, a predicted model, not a curated record
AUGCGCAACUUGGGUCGUACUAAGCAACUAGUGAGGACGCCGCCGUUCACUCAUCCAUGUCAAUUCCAGAGCGACUAUGCCCAGCUGUCACGGCUCUUCUCUCGUGGGAUCCGAGAUCAGGGCGUCAGAUCAACAACAGGAACCUCCACAUCAUUUUCAGCUAGCCUGGUGUUGAUCAAACUUCAACCACCAGAUGUUGACAGGGCUUCCAGUGUCGCUUUUCCGCCAACCCCAGCAAGCUCAUUCAGGUUUGCCCCCACCACCGACUUGGGUGCUUGCUUUGGUUCGUUACAUUACUCUGUAGACAGAAGAUCCUUGUCUCAUUUUCUGCCAGGGCUUAUCUGUGCCUCUCCUUCCGUCGGGUUCUCACAUCCAGUUCCUGAUCCAGACUCCUUUGUACUUUGUGCGCAAGUACUUUGUACGCAAGUGAGGAGGAAACCCAUCUCUUCAGGGCGAGGGGUGAGUCGAACCUGUCUACCGGUACUGCUAGGUCGGACGAUCUUUACUCUUCUCCCUAUACUAAGACUUUGGGUCAGACGGCCAGACCAAAUCGAGCACAGCCCGGAUAUUCACGCCGUUUGGGCUUAG